Salvelinus fontinalis (brook trout) is the source of this 5452-nucleotide messenger RNA. RefSeq names its product F-box and leucine-rich repeat protein 3a (gene fbxl3a). Gene Ontology annotation, cellular component: cytosol; SCF ubiquitin ligase complex; nucleus. Gene Ontology annotation, molecular function: protein binding. Lineage: Eukaryota; Metazoa; Chordata; Actinopteri; Salmoniformes; Salmonidae. The record is from RefSeq and is a predicted model, not a curated record. The transcript has 5 exons. Gene Ontology annotation, biological process: SCF-dependent proteasomal ubiquitin-dependent protein catabolic process; entrainment of circadian clock by photoperiod; G2/M transition of mitotic cell cycle. Bases 258 to 1592 code for a protein of 444 amino acids.
UCAUACAGUAUCACCCACAAUGCACCCCUACUGUCACAACAACACGUCGCCAUUUCACGGAUAGGGGGGACAGCUGAAACUCCCGCAAAAUAAUUUACAUCACCGGAGAUAUACCACAACACACGAACAUUAUCUAAAAGAAAACUGUAAAUGUGGCGAUAUUUGGCUCGGGUGAAUGUGCCGGCCGGGGUUGAAGUUGCCAGUGAUCGGAUUUUUUCACAUCAACAGCUAGCCAGCUGCCAAGUGUAAACAUAAGGAUGAAGAGGGUGAAAGGAGAUGAGGACGCCUGCAGCUCUUCCAGCGAGGGCCCAACCGAGUCCUGCAAGAAGGUGCGGAAGCUACAGCCUAGCAAAGAGAAACACCAAGAGGAGGAAGAAGAGACUGAUGUAGAUCUCUGCGAGUUUGGUUUCGACUGGGCACUGCUCCCUCAGGAGAUCCUGCUCAACAUCUUUCAAUUCCUGCCUCUUCUGGACCGGGUGUACGCCUCGCAAGUGUGCCGCGGCUGGAACCAAGCUUUCCACAUGCCCGAGCUAUGGAGGUGCUUUGAGUUUGAGCUGAACCAGCCUGCCAGUUCUUACCUGAAGGCGACACACCCAGACCUAAUCAAACAGAUCAUCAAGAGGCAUUCGAACCACCUGCAGUAUGUCAGCUUCAAAGUGGACAGCAGCACGGAAUCUGCAGAGGCAGCCUGUGACAUUCUCUCCCAGCUGGUGAACUGUUCACUAAAGACACUAGGGCUCAUCUCCACGGCCAGACCCAGCUUCAUGGAGUUGCCCAAGUCUCAUUUCAUCUCGGCCCUGACGGUGGUGUUUGUCAACUCCAAGUCCCUGUCAUCGCUGAAGAUCGACGACACACCGGUGGACGACCCGUCCCUGAAGGUCCUGGUGGCCAACAACAGCGACACGCUGAGGAUGUUGAAGAUGAGCAGCUGCCCUCAUGUCUCCCCUGCAGGUAUCCUGUGUGUGGCGGACCAGUGCCAUGGCCUGAGGGAGCUGGCGCUGAACUACCACCUGCUGAGUGACGAGCUCUUAUUAGCCCUCUCCUCUGAGAAACACGCGCACCUGGAGCAUCUCCGCAUUGAUGUGGUCAGCGAGAACUCCGGGCAGCACUUCCACACCAUCAAGAAGUCCAGCUGGGACGCUAUGCUGCGCCACUCGCCCAAGUUCAACCUGGUCAUGUACUUCUUCCUCUACGAGGACGAGUUCGGCCCCUUCUUCAGGGAGGAGGUCCCCGUCACCCACCUCUACUUUGGUCGCUCAGUCAGUAAGGAUGUGCUGGGCCGCGUGGGGCUCCACUGCCCCCGGUUGGUGGAGUUGGUGGUGUGCGCCAACGGGCUGCGGCCGCUGGACGAGGAGCUAAUCCGCAUCGCCAAGCGCUGCACCCAGCUGUCGGCCAUUGGCCUUGGGGAGUGUGAGGUGUCGUGCAGCGCGUUCGUGGAAUUUGUGAAGCUGUGCGGUCGGAGGUUGUCCCAGCUGUCCAUCAUGGAGGAGGUGCUGAUUUCCGACCAUAAGUACAACCUGGACGAAAUCCACUGGGAGGUGUCAAAGCACCUCGGCCGUGUCUGGUUCCCCGACAUGAUGCCCACCUGGUAGAGCCGUUGAAGGGGGCUGUGGAUUUACUGCACACAGAGUUUGACAUACUUUUCUCUUUUCUUCCCACCUUGAAACUCUGUUCGAAGCAUCCGUGGAGUCCAUGUUGGCUGCGAAGGAACAACCGAAGAUAAUCGUGUUCUACUUAAAAUGCGAAUUUUUCAGGGAUGAGAUUUUUCCUGAUUAAUCAGUAAUUCCUACUUUUCUCACUGUAUACUCCAUUCAUAUACACUGAACAACGAUAUAAACACAACAUGUAAAGUGUUGUUCGAAUGUUUCAUGAGCCGAAAUAAAAGAUCCCAAAUGUACAAAAAGCUUAUUUUUCUCAAAUUUUGUGUACAAAUUUGUGUAGAUCCCUGUUAGUGAGCAUUUCUCAUUUGCCAAGAUAAUCCGUCCACCUGAUAGGUGUGGCAUAUCAAUAAGUGUAUUAAACAGCAUGGUCAUUACACAGGUGCACCUUGUGCUGGGGACAAAAGGCCACUCUCUAAAAUUUGCAGUCUUGUCACAGUACACAAUGCCACAGAUGUCAGAGAAUUUAAUGUUUAUUUCUCUACCGUAAACUGCCUCCAAUGUGGUUUUAGAGAAUUUAGCAGUAUGCCCAACCGGCCUCGCAACCGCAGAGCACGUGUAUGGUGUCGUGUGGGCGAGCAGUUUGAGUGCCCCAUGGAAGCUGUGGGAUAAUGGUAUGGGCAGGCAUACGCUACGGACAACAAACACAAUUUCAUUUUAUCAAUGGAAAUUUUUAAGCACAAAAAUAUCGUGACGGGAUCCUGAGGCAUGAUAAUGCACAACCCCAUGUCGCAAGGAUCAGUACAGAAUUCUUGGAAGCUGAAAACUUCCCAGUUUUUCCAUGGCUUUUUUCCCCCCCAUGUAUCUGCGACCAACAGAUUCAUAUCUGUAUUCCCAGUCAUGUGAAAUCCAUAGAUUGGGGCUUAAUGAAUUUAUUUAAAUUGACAUAUUUCCUUAUGAACUGUAACUCAGUAUAAUCUUUGAAAUUGUUGCAUUUAUGUUUGUUCAGUGUAUUUAAAACUGACCUGUCCCCUAGAGCUCAGACAAAACUGAAUUUCCAGAUUUUCUAUUGAUCACAUCCAUGAAAUGUAUUAAGUUCUUGUUAUGGGAUUUUUUGUGUCAACAUGGAGUCUAGUUUUCCAAACUCUGUACUGUAUGGCUUUGUGAUAGAGGAGCACACCCCUCCCCAGACGUAAGAGGCUACACUGGUCAGGGACACAGGGUGCAGUCAUAUAAUCAUUAAAAUAAAUAAAUUAGGCCCUAAUCUAUGGAUUUCACAUGACUGGGCAGGAGUGCAGCCAUGGGUGGGCCUAGGAGGGCAUAGGCCCACCCAAUCAGAAUGAGCGGGCAGCACACAUGUGGGAUUGAGGCUUGCAAACACGCUCCCUCAACUUGAGACAUCUGUGGCGUUGUGUGACAAUGUGGCCUUUUAUUGUCCCCAGCACAAGGUGCACCCGUGUAAGCUUGUGCGUAUGGAAAAUUUAUGGGAUCUUUUAUUUCAGCUCAUGAAACAUAAGACCAACACUUUACAUGUUGCGUUUAUAUUUUUGUUCAGUAUAGAUCUACUCAGGCUUUUAUAAAGCUAACCAGCUUCAGUUAGCUUCACAUUCCAGGUCAGGCUUCAUCCAUACUACGAUGGUGGAUAUUGCUUGCCCACCUGCCGCUAACUCUAGCAGGCUUGUAUCUGCCCAUGGUUAGUCAAACUCUUCAUUGAGAGAAUGCUGAAACGUCCAUCCAUGGGUGAGUCAGUGCCACAUUUUCAUUUGUGCCGAAAUCAAAAUGAAAGAAAAGUUAUCUGGGAAAUUCAGCAGGCUAUGGUAUGAAAUAGGCUUUUAGAAGUGCCGUCUUUGGUGUGCUUAUCACUGUACGAGCAUCUCUUUCCCCACUCCUAUCGCUCUUUCUAUCUGUGGAACAGCUUGUUGCAUUGUGGCCAUAGACAUAUAAUACAUAGAAGAGUUUUUUGAAUCUCUAACCCUGGCAAUUUGACUGUUAAACUCAUGGGUACACGAGCAAUGGUUUCCAGUCUUGACUUGAAUGGGAACAGCCAUCUAUGGAUUAUAUGUCUAUGGUUGUUUGCGGCUGUCAGUUUGCCUUUCACAAAUUUCUAAAUACAAUCUCGUGAAAAACUUACAUUUUGGAAAUGCUGUCACUACUAAAUGUGUAAGGUAUUUUACCAUUUACACAUUUUAAUUAUUUUUUUAUCAGUCUUCCUCAAACGAAGGGGGUGAUGACACAAACUUUGUGAGAGGGAGGGUAUCUGAUUCCAUUGGUCCUCAGCUCGUGGCUCAGACACUCCUUAUACGCCCAUUGGACAAUCAAUACAAAGACCAUUAAAAGGUGGAGAGAGGACUGGAAGCCUCAUGUUGUGAGGUAUGCUACCCGACACUACAACAGAAUAAGCUAAAAGAUGCAAGGCUAAGAAUUGGACAGGAACUCUGCACUUUUUGCAACAAAUAGUUGGUGUUUGAUUCAUUUCAGUUGCCACAAUUGUUUGUGUAUUUAACAGAUGGAAAGGGUGAUUCAAAAUAAUCUGAAUCUAAAAUUAUAUCAGACAUUUCACACUAAGGGCAAUCGGGGAUGUGAAGCUACUUGUACUCAUUCAUGAUGCACCUAUAUGGACUGGUAACUUUAGAUAUAUUCUCAGUUGUCGAUCCUGACCGGUUUCCCAGAAUGGAAUUUCCUCGGGACUAUUCUAAUCUAGAACAUCAAGGGUGAAAUCAGGUUCUUGAAUGCAGAAAAUUAGCUUAUCACUAGCUAGUGCCAGACUAGGCAUGUCUUCUGGUCCAGUGAACUUAGUUACUGGCUGUUUCCUGGGUAGCCAACGCGUAGGUGAGGAUGAGUACAAGAGAAAGCAAAACCCGUAUGCUAUUUGAAGCGUUCAGUGGUGUACAGUUUUGUUUAUAUAUAUAUUUAUGUAUCCCUGUCAAAUUCACAAAUCCUUAGUUUCUGGGGGUUAGUUAUGGUUGUAAGCACCUUAAAUGUAUACCAAAAUUAUAAAGAGUAGGCCUACUAGUUGGGAGAAAGUGACUGGUUGGGAGAAUGAAGCCUGUUGAUUUAGAGGGUUGUAACAUUUUCUAGAUAUCAGUUGUUAGACUAUUUUGGGGGUUUUGUCACCAUGCCCCAAAAUAAGUAAUUUAUUUUCAUACAGAAAACAAAAAGGUGUUGCCAUUACACAAGUUCAUCAUGGAAUGUCUCCUUUUUCAAACAUUUUCUCAUUUGGACCGUACAAAUCGCAAAGCAUUUUUUUCCACCCCAAAUUUGAGGUUUAGGGUUCUGGUGUGAUAUAUACCUACCAUUACAAUUUUAUCUAGCAAUACAUGGGAAAUAAAUAUAGUUUCAAAAGAUAACAUGACAUGUAUACAAAAAUAAAUGUGUAAAUAUGAAUAUUUAUAUAUUGUAUAUAUAAAAUAACUUUGUUAGAGUUUGGAGAAAAGAGGGUGAAUAUUGGGCAGAUUGAGAGCACCGUGGUCUGGUGUUCCAUCUGUUUUGAUGUCGCUAGCCAGAAUUAGUCUACCUAAGUAAUUCAGGUGCCCAUUUCGUUUUUGAAUGUGAUCGCACAAGCGUGGAUUAAUGAUUUAAUUUGUAUUUUCUGUUAUUUGUCCUAGAUUUUAAGCCUUGGCUUUCUGUUAUGGAUGCCUGUCCCUCCAUUCACGUAACUUGCUAUGUCUAGCGUGAGUGGUUGCGUCAUACCGAGAGGAGAGAGAAGUUUUUAUGACAUAACCUUAAACAGUACAGUAUACGCAAUACAGUACCAUUAUUGACUGUUUACUAUUCAGUAUGAGAUAAGGAAGUCCCAAUGUGUCUGUAUAUAAAAUGCUGUGUUUGAUAUGAAUAAAGUACUUAUUUCUCUUGCA